AUGGUGGUCUUCUUUCUUCUUCUUGUUCUUCUUCUUCUUGUGCCUUGUGCUCGGGUCGCCUACGUCCGCGGCGGCGUCCAGAGGGACCUGCGUCUCCUCCUCCUCCACCUCGUCCGUCUCCGCGGCGACGGCGGGGCGCGGGCGGUGCGCCUCGCGCGUCGUCGUCGUCGUCGUCGGGUUCGGGUUCGGGUUCGUCGACUCGGGACGGGCCGCGAGAGGCGUCCGCGUCGGCGUCGCGACGGGCGCGGCGACGACAGCGGGGGGCGAGCGCGCGUCCGCCGUCGGCGUCGGCGUCGCGGGCGCGUCGUCUUCGGCCUCCGCGGGCGCGGCGUCCGUCGUCGUCGUCGUCGUCGUCGUCGUCGUCGUCGUUGUUCCGGUCUGGCGCGUCGUCGUCGCCGAGGGUUUCAGCGACGACGACGACGCGCGGCCGCCUUCUUCACGCGCGACGGUCGCGAGAGGCAACGCGAGGACGAGGACGAGGACGCACGCGAAGACUCGCGCGCGGGGGGCAUGACGCCGGGCCGCGAUCGACGCGUGCGUUCGUCGGCGCGCGCGGCGGCGGCUGUUCUGCGCGCGGCGGCCCGCGCGCGGCGGACCGGUCGACACGCCGCGGCCGCGCGCCGCGUUUCGGCUCGUCCGAGACGCAACGGAUAA
Messenger RNA from Micromonas pusilla CCMP1545, 654 nucleotides. RefSeq lists its product as uncharacterized. Bases 1 to 654 code for a protein of 217 amino acids. The transcript has a single exon. NCBI's taxonomy places the organism in Eukaryota, Viridiplantae, Chlorophyta, Mamiellophyceae, Mamiellales, Mamiellaceae. The record is from RefSeq and is a predicted model, not a curated record.